AUGGACUUCCAAAACGUGAACCCCUUGAACGCCCAACUGAACAAGCUCUCGGGCAAUCUGCUGCCGAUGACAGGCGACGAUCCGCUGUUUCCCAUAGCGUGGAGGGUAUACAGCACUGUCGUGUGGCUGAUGGAGGUGGUGCAAGUCAGUGCGAUCAUUCCGGCGCUCAUGUACGUGUCGAGGGAGAAAAUCUUGCAGGAUGCGACGGUCGGAGUCGUCAUCAGCGUAGAGGCUUUCUUUUUGUUCGCGCGAAUGCAUGCACACAGGGAUCUCGUGAGCAGACUGAUUCGGAAGCUGAACGACUUCCUGAGCGAGCGAGACGAUGUCAUGGAGAGCAUCGUGAGGUCGACUCUGAAGCCGGUGCAGACUCCGUUGAAGUUUUACUGGAUAGCCGGGUCUGUAUCCGUAUUUGUGUGGUGCUGCAUGUCGUUCGUGCCUGUCUUGGGAAGGCGGCACUUCUUCUACGAAGAUUACAGAGUGCCGGUGGCCUUCUCGAGGCAACCCUUUUCAUUGGACGUCUUCCUAGUGGGAAACUUGAUCGUGACUGUUUCCAGCAUAUAUAUAUUUACAAGAAAAGUAGCCAUGGACGUGUACAUGAUAAAUCUCAUACUCCUAGUGACGGCGCAGUAUCGCUACGUGUCGACGAGACUCACGGCAUUAUUUCGGGAAAGUAGCUCGCAGAAUCAACGGGUGAAGUCUCCAAAAGGAUAUUCAGACGCGAAUUCGUGGGCGGAGACAGAAAUGAAAGACUUGUGUCGAAUUCACAACACUAUAAUUCACAUAACGCCGAUAUUAAAGAAAUUACUAUCUGUGAAUUUUAGUUUGAUAUAUUUGAACAACGUUUUCCGAUUCUGCUUUAAUGGUAUUAUGCUGAUAAUUGCGAUAUCAUCAGCUCCAGUGGAAGCACUAAUGAUUUUUAUGUACAUGUCCGGCGGACUGGUGCAGCUCUACAUUUUAUGCUUAUGCGCGCAUCAAUUAUUAGAAGCGAGUAUGCAAGUGACGGACACGGCGUUUCACGAAAAAUGGUAUCAUUUUGGAUCAUCCUUGAAACGUAUGUUCUUAAUGAUAAUAGCAGCAAAUAAUUUAGAGUGCAAACUUGCGGCAUUCGACAAAUUUAAUCUCUCUCUUCCUUCGUUUAUGACGGUAAGACUGAAUCAUUAA
Molecule: messenger RNA, 1161 nt
Organism: Odontomachus brunneus
Lineage: Eukaryota; Metazoa; Arthropoda; Insecta; Hymenoptera; Formicidae
Exons: 5
Coding region: 1-1161 (386 amino acids)
Biological process (GO): sensory perception of smell; detection of chemical stimulus involved in sensory perception of smell
Cellular component (GO): plasma membrane
Molecular function (GO): odorant binding; olfactory receptor activity
Source: RefSeq, a predicted model, not a curated record